Messenger RNA from Oncorhynchus gorbuscha (pink salmon), 5607 nucleotides. RefSeq names its product 3'-5' RNA helicase YTHDC2. The record is from RefSeq and is a predicted model, not a curated record. Gene Ontology annotation, molecular function: protein binding; RNA binding; ATP binding. Lineage: Eukaryota; Metazoa; Chordata; Actinopteri; Salmoniformes; Salmonidae. Gene Ontology annotation, cellular component: intracellular anatomical structure. Bases 147 to 4517 code for a protein of 1456 amino acids. The transcript is spliced from 31 exons.
CAAUGUUGUUUUCCAUCUCUUCUGAAGUAUCUCUGAUCAUGCACCUCUAGUGGUGAUUUAUCUGAAUCUCAUGAAGUCGGUCAGCGUUUACAAACUGCUGGAUUAGACGAACAGAGGCGCACGAGGGUUAUCUGACAUCGUGCAUCAUGUCACGUCCUAGUAAUGCCUCACCCAAACCUGCCAUGGCCAAAUCAAAACACUCUGGUGGUGGGGGGCCCAGGGGCAAAGGGCUGAAAGACAUACGCAUCGACGAAGAAGUUAAGAUUGCUGUGAACAUCUCCCUUGAGAGGUUUCAGUACAGUGAGCAAAAAGAAAUGGAGUUUCCUUCCUCCCUGUCUAGUACUGAGAGAGCCUUCAUCCAUCGCUUUGCACAGUCCCUUGGAUAUAUCUCUAAAAGCAGAGGAAAAGGAUCAAGCCGGACCCUCACUAUCAGAAAGAAGGAUGGCUCGGAGACGGCCCAGUCCAUCAUGACUUUCAACCUUUCCCACAAUUCCAAGCACGCUGUGCGGAGCCUGCUGCAGCGGUUCCCCAUCACCAACAAGGAGCGCACAGACCUACUGCCUCGCACUGAGAGGGGCUUGUCUGUGGCCAUUGAGGCUGAGAGCAGCCGUGACAAGAACCGGACCAGUGGGCGGCUCAACAACGGCAUUCCCCAGGUGCCCCAGAAGAGGGGCCCAUCUGAACUGGACUUCUUCCGUAGCUCACUUCCUGUGUACGAGCGCCAGGAGGAGAUCGUCCAGGUCAUCAAAGACAACCGUGUUGUCCUAGUGGUGGGGGAGACCGGCUCGGGGAAAACUACACAGAUCCCACAGUUCCUCCUGGACGACUGCAGCCGAAAUGGGAUCCCCUGUCGGAUCUUCUGCACACAGCCACGGCGUCUGGCAGCCAUCGCUGUGGCAGAGCGGGUUGCUGCGGAGAGAGGAGAGAGCAUCGGUCAGACCAUUGGCUACCAGAUCCGCCUGGAGAGCAGAGUUUCUCCUAAGACGCUGCUGACCUUCUGCACAAGCGGAGUCCUGCUGAGAACACUGAUGGCCGGAGACACCACAAUGUCCACUGUUACUCACGUCAUUGUGGAUGAGGUUCACGAGCGGGAUGGUCUGAGUGACUUCCUGCUGACCAAGAUGAGGGACAUGCUCCAGACGAUGCCUAAUCUGAAGCUCAUCCUGUCCAGUGCUGCCCUGGACGUGGAGCUGUUCCUCCGCUACUUUGGCUCCUGUCCUGUCAUCCACAUCAAAGGAAGACCAUUUGAGGUGAAGCAACUUUUCCUGGAAGACAUCUUGAGGACAACAGGCUAUUCAAACAAAGACAUGAGGAAAUACAAAAAGGAGAUCCAGAGGGAGGAAAAGCAACAGAUGUCUUUGACAGAGUGGUGUAAGGUGCGUGAGGGUGGCUCCCGCCAGGAGCCCCAGAGGGAGAAGACCACCUCGGCCUCCUGUGUCCUUCAGGAGAACGACCUGCUGGACGAUGGAGGGGACAGUGUUUUCACCCAGCUGAAUGAGAAAGAUGUGGCAUCAUUGGACCCGUGGCUGCUGAAGGAGAUGGAUGCCUGCAUCUCAGACAUCUUCCUCAACCAGGACGCUGACGCCUUCAUCCAGCUCUUCAAUCUCAUCCUGAGUGAGAACGUCAGCGUGGACUUCAUGCACAGUGAAACGAGCGCCACUCCACUCAUGGUGGCAGCAGGUCGAGGCUUCCUCAGUCAGAUUGAGCAGCUUUUGAGUAUGGGAGCCAGCGUCAGAAUCAAGGCCUCCAAUGGCUGGACUGCGCUGGACUGGGCCAAGCACUUCCAGCAGGCAGAAGUGGUGGACCUACUAGAAUCCUACCUCUCAUCCCUGGAGGCGGGGAAGCUGGACGAGUGGUCCCUGGUGCAGGCUGCCACCACAGAAAUGAGUCCGGAGGACCAGGAGCUGCUCAAGGAAUACCACCACAGCUUUGACGAUGAGAGGGUGGACCUGGACCUCAUCAUGCACCUGCUACACAACAUUUGCACCAGCUCAGAAGACGGUGCCGUUUUGAUCUUCCUCCCCGGAUACGAUGAGAUAGUGGGUCUGAGGGACCGUAUCCUGUACGACGAUAAAAGAUUCACAGACCACUCUCAAAGCUACCAGGUCUUUACACUCCACUCCAACAUGCAGACCUCGGAUCAGAAGAAAGUGCUGAGGAACACUCCAGCUGGUAUCCGGAAAAUAAUUCUCUCCACUAACAUCGCAGAGACGAGUAUCACUGUCAACGAUGUCGUAUUUGUCAUUGACGCGGGAAAAGUAAAAGAGAAGUCCUUUGAUGCCCUGAACCAUGUAACCAUGCUGAAGAUGGUGUGGAUCUCCAAGGCCAGCUCUCUUCAGAGGAAGGGCAGAGCUGGACGUUGCCGACCAGGGAUCUGCUUCCACCUCUUCAGUCGUCUCCGCUUUAACAACAUGCUGGAGUACCAGGUGCCCCAGCUACUAAGGAUGCCCCUGCAGGAACUCUGUCUCCACACCAAGCUGUUGGCCCCAAUCACCUGUUCCAUCGCUGAAUUCCUAUCCAAAGCACCCGAACCACCCCCCAUCCUCAUUGUAAAAAACGCAGUGCAGAUGCUCAAGACCAUAGACGCCAUGGACCCGUGGGAGGACCUGACGGAGCUGGGCUACCACCUGGCUGACCUGCCUGUGGAGCCCCACCUGGGAAAGAUGGUGUUAUGUGCCGUGGUGCUCAAGUGCCUAGACCCCAUCUUGACCAUCGCCUGCACGCUGGCCCAUCGCGACCCCUUUGUGCUGCCCUCCCAGGCCUCCCAGAAGAGGGCAUCCAUGCUGUGCCGGAAACGCUUUACUGCAGGGACAUUCAGCGACCAUAUGGCCCUGCUCCGAGCCUUCCAGGCUUGGCAGAAGGCACGCACAGAUGGCUGGGAAAGGUCCUUCUGUGAGAAGAACUUCCUGUCCCAGGCUACCAUGGAGAUCAUCAUAGGGAUGAGGACCCAGCUGCUAGGACAGCUCCGAGCCAUAGGCUUUGUGCGGGCACGGGGCGGCGGGGACAUCCGUGACGUGAACCUGAACUCUGAGAACUGGUCAGUGGUGAAGGCAGCCCUGGUGGCGGGAAUGUACCCCAACCUGAUCCAUGUGGACCGUGAGAGCUGUUCUCUGUCUGGGGCCAAGGAGAAGAGGGUCCGCUUCCACCCCACCUCCAUCCUCAGCCAGCCACAGCCCCACAAGAAGAUCCCCCCAGCCAAUGGUCAGGUGGCAGCCGUCCAGUCCCUGCCCACCGAUUGGUUGAUCUAUGACGAGAUGACGCGAGCCCAUAGGAUAGCCAGCAUCCGCUGCUGCUCUGUGGUCUCCCCCAUAACCAUAGCCAUCUUCGGGGGCUGUGCCAAACUGCCCAGCACAGCCCUACAAGAACCUGCUGUUCAGAAAGAUGAUGUGGUGAAUGAGAGCAGUGACAGUGAGAUUGAGGAUCGCUCCACAGCCAACCUGGCUCAGAUGAAGAUUGAUGAGUGGCUCAACUUCAAACUGGACAAAGAGAUGGUGGGUCUGGUGUUCCAGCUGAGGCAGAAGUGGCACGGUUUAUUCCUGAGGAGGAUCCGCUCUCCCUCCAAGCCCUGGUCCCAGCUGGAUGAGGCCACCAUACGGGCCCUGGUGUCGGUGCUGGGGGCUGAGGAUCAUACUGCAGGGCUGCAGCAGCCCACAGGGAUUGGCCAGAGGCCCCGGCCCAUGUCCUCUGAGGAGCUCCCCCAGACCUCCUCCUGGAGGAACGCCAACAGCAGGAGAACCCUCGGCCCCACAGCCAGCCCUGACAUCCCGGAGCUCCCUGACGAACCCCUCAUUCCCGCCCCCUCACACACAGCGACAGACAGGUCCUCAAGACUCUCCCCUGCCUCGGCCCUCCUGCACCCCAAAGCCCCCCAUGGCAGCAGGGACAGGGGCUCCAGGCGCCCCACAGACGACCACUCCUCCACCCCCAAGUCUCCUGAAUCGGCUUCACUCGGCUUCCCCAGCCCCUGUCCCAGCCCCUCACCCACCUCAUCAGGAAAGUGCUCCAAGUCUCCGUCCCCGAGGCCAGGCGUUGCACCGGUGCGUUACUUCAUCAUGAAGAGCAGCAACCUGAGGAACAUUGACAUCUCCCAGCAGAAAGGCAUCUGGUCCACCACGCCCAGCAACGAGCUCAAACUCAACAGAGCCUUCCUGGAGAGCAGCCUUGUCUUCUUGGUCUUCUCUGUGCAGGGCUCUGGACACUUCCAGGGCUAUGCACGGAUGACAUCGGUCAUUGGACAGGAGCGCUGUCAGGACUGGGGCUCCACAGGGCUGGGGGGGGUCUUCAGUGUGGAGUGGACCAGGAAGGAGAGCCUGCCCUUCCAGUGUACACAACAGCUGCUCAACCCCUGGAACGACAACAAGAAGGUGCAGAUCAGCAGAGACGGACAGGAGUUGGAGCCCCAGGCUGGAGGCCAGCUGCUGCAGCUAUGGGAGAGACUCUCAGGGAAACCACAGCAACAUGAGGUACAACAGGACCAAUUUUUAUCAUCAGAUAACCACAGGUUACACACAACGUGACUCCAGAAAUAGAAUUUGCACAGUGUUUAAGAAAAUCUGACAAAAUAACUGCUCACUCUUGGAUAGUCCCAUUUCUCAUUUUACAAUGCACCAAACUAUGGUUUUAUUUUACUGAGCCUUGACCUGUUCUUUUGCUAUGUCCAUUUGAUUAUUUGUAUUAAAUACCAUUACUAGUUGGCAAUGUGGUCAUUACAUGUAUUUCCUCCCUCUUUAGCCAUGAGAGAUUGCACUGACCUUCAGGACCUCACCACUUGACUUGGUUAUGUGUCAUUAUAACAGAUCGAGGGCUAGUUUUAUUUCCUAAAUGUGUUUUGAACCACCACCACACACAAACGUUUGUCAGUGGUCCACAACCAGUUACCCAAUGUGUUUGUAUUUGGCAAAAAAAAAUAGAUUUGUUACUGAGAUUCAUGUUCUGAAGUUGUUAACCUUUUCAGAUGCUAUAAUGUUAUGUUCAAGAAUAUCUAAGUGUAGAAAGCUGUGUUAACAUGAAGUGACUUCACAAGAAAAGUUAUUUGUUUUUAAUAUUCAUUUCCUGGUGGGUUUUUUAAAGCAAAUUAUAACUUUGAUGACGAGACUGAUAUCUACGCUAAUUCCCAGUGACUACAGUGAAAUGUAAUGAUGAUUGGGACAUUCAGUGAGGAAUUGUGUUUUUUUUUUUUUUUUUUUUUUUUUUUCAAUGCUUCUCACAGCACAUGAGUUGCGUGUAGCGCUCCAUGGCACACAAUGGUUGAAUGUUAUUUGUUAACAUGUUUGACUGUGUGUCACUGCACAAGGUCGCUCAGACUGGAGCAACCAUAAUGUAACCUUGUACUGUAGCUAAGCUGUGCCUGGUGAGACCUUACUAGAGGUCAUGUCUUUCUCUGUCAAUGACCAAAAUGUUUGUUUUUAUUCAUUUCAACGGAUUUAUGAUCUUUUGUAAAUGUAUUUAAAGAAAAAAAGAAUUACUUUUAUCCAGUUUUUGGAUAUAUUUUUUUCUCUGUUCAUUUUAGCCCUGGUUCAGCAAGGGGUUAAAUUUUACGAUUGAUUCGUUUGAGUUUUUUUAUGGUUGUAUUGUUUAAGUAAGAAAUAGAUAUAAAGAAUUUAUCAA